AUGGCAUCCCCGCCCUUGCUGGUACUUUCCCUUACUUUCUCUAUGGUUAACGACAAAGUACCCAAAGUCUAUCUAGUCACUGGCGGCGCAGGAUUCAUUGGUUCUGCCGUUGCCAGACGGCUUCAUCAGGAUGGAAUAGUUGUUCGUGCCGUGGACACUGUUCCAGCUCCUAACACGAUAUAUUUUACCGAAUACAUCAAGGCCGACCUGCGCGACUCGGUCUCGUGUGAACAUGUCAUGUCCAACGUCGACGUGGUUCUCCACUUUGCCGCCAACAUGGGAGGAAUGGGUAUCAUUCACUCAGACAACGAUUUCAAUAUCUACCGAGACAACCACGCCAUCACGUUGAAUCUUUUUGAAGCAGCUGUUCAAGCCAAGGCCCAGUGUUUCGUCUACGCCUCUUCGGCGUGUGUCUACCCUGACCACCUCCAAAACUCCUCUGCCGAUAAAGAUAUCCGUUUGUCGGAGCGCGAUGCGUUUGACGCUGGGAGCCCCUCCCCGCAGGGUUUAUACGGCCUCGAGAAACUCGUUGGCGAAAUGCUGCUCCGCCAAUAUGCGGACAAAUUGUCUAUUCGGGUUGCCCGCCUCCACAAUGUUUUCGGGCCGGGUGGGAGUUGGAGCGACGGGCGGGAAAAGGCCCCUGCAGCACUAGCGCGCAAAGCGAUUGCCGCUCGAAGAAUUAAAGAUAUGUCUGGUGCUGUGCCCGAGUUCGAAAUCUGGGGCGAUGGCACCCAGCGUCGGUCCUUCCUUCACAUCGACGACUGUGUUGACGGCCUACUUUGUCUGCUCCGCUCUUCGUCAACUGGGCCUCUCAAUAUCGGCUCAGAGCAGUCCGUUUCGAUACAAGAGUUGGCCGAGAUCGCUCUCGACGCAGUUGGUCUUCCGCCAUCCUCUGUGAACUUUGUGUAUGACAUCACCAAACCGGUUGGGGUCGCCUCCCGCAAUUCUGACAACACACUCGUCAAACAUGAGCUGGAUUGGGAGCCUAAACUUUCUUUGAAAGAGGGCAUGCGGCGCACCGUGCGCUGGAUUGAUGCCCAAAUCGAGAGUCUCAUCGCUGACAAGGACAAUCCCCAAGCACUCCUCCGUAACCUGCAGAAAAGCCAAGUCGUUCAAUUGGGCGAGGCGAUCGUUAAGUUUGGUGUUCUUCUCCCUAUCACCUCCCGCGGCGCAGAAACACCUUCCAACUGUCUUGAAAACCUCCAGGUCUUUGCGAAAUCGCUUAAUUCGACGACUUUGAAGGACACACAGUCCAGAUUCCGACUUAAUGUCUACCUUGCUAUUGACCAUGAUGACGAGUUCCUUCUUGAAGGCGACAAGGCAGAGUCUGUUCUGCGAAAUGAAGGCAUCUUGGACAUUACUCGACGUGUUUGUAACUUUCCGCGUGGUCACGUGUGCGCGUUGUGGCGCGAUUGCGCACGUACCGCUUGGAAGGAUGGUUGCGACUACAUGGCCUUGUUCGGCGACGACGUCGAGCUGUUGGACGAUGGCUGGCUUCGUGGAAUCCACCAAGAAUUCCAGGUUAUCUCCUCGGUGUCAAAUUAUCCUUCUGGGUUUGGAUGUGUCGCGUUUAGCGACAUUUCUUUUCCUGGGAUGCCUACAUUCCCUGUGAUCCACCGGUCGCACAUGAACAUGUUCAGCGGAAAUGUCAUCCCGGAUGCAUUCAUAAACCAAGAUGGCGACCCAUUCCUUUUCCAAUUGUAUCGUCGAUUUGGUGCCUCCAAAAUGGCCCCGUUCAGGCUUCGCAAUGCUGUGGGUGGUAGUGCUGAUGCGCGUUACACGAAGCAACAUCUCCAGGAGUGGACGUAUGACUUGCUGGACAACGCGACAACAGUUGUGGAAUCAACACUCAAGAUUGAGCGAAAACUGACCAUCGAUGUUGUUGUGCUAUCGUUUCGGGUCGACUUGAAGACGUUGAGCCGCAUUCUGGACCUCGAAAGCUCAGAGACUUGCGAGGUCAUGUUCAUCAUCAUUAUCGAUAAUCCCAGCUCUCCCGAACUUGGCGCUCUGGAGGCCAAGUAUAGCCAUCGACCAGAUGUGCGCAUCCGUGUCAACUCUGCGAAUCUUGGGGCUAGCGCCAGUCGCAACCGCGGUAUGGAAGAGUGCGCUGGAGAGUGGGUGUUCUUUCUAGACGACGAUGUCCUCCCGGAGUCAAACAUUCUCGUCCAGGCCGAGCGUGUCAUUCGUGGCAGCCCCGACUGCGCCGGGUUCAUUGGAACGACUCUAUUCCCACCCGCCGAUACUAUCUUCAAGGCUGCGGUUCAUCUUGCUGGUGUCACCUAUUUCUGGGACAUCGCCAAGAAGUGGAACGAUCGCGACGACCUCCCGUGGGGUGUGACAGCAAACCUCAUCACUCGUCGUAAUAAGGACAACAUCAGAUUCGACCUGCGCUUCCCCAAGACAGGCGGAGGGGAGGAUAUCGACUUUUGUCUUCGCAAGCGCGACCUCUUCGUCAGCCAAAACAAGAAAGGGUUCAAGGCAGCGCCACAUGUUGUCGCUACCCAUCCGUGGUGGCACAACGGGGCCCGGAGCUACAGGCGCUUUUACAUGUGGGCGAAGGGAGAUGGAGAACUCGUCAAGAUGUUUCCGGAGUCGUGUUACACCGACUGCUCGCCAACCUCUGCCCAACUCAUUCUUUUCUCGUUGACUUCAAUCGUCUUUUCUUUGGCAAUUGGCCACUGGGCUUUCUUGAGGACAUGUGCAGUUGGUCUGUUGGCUGUUUUUGUUGUCAACAUCUGCCACGACAUGUUUCGUCAUUUGGUCCGUGAACAGACGGUGGAGUCGGAGUCGUCGAUAACUGGGGUUUUCCGGCUGGUGGCCAUCUUGGAAUCCACUCUCAUCCGCAUCAUUAGCGAAUGGGGUCGGUUGGUUGGGCAGCUAGAACGCCGCGAAUGGGACCUCGCAUUCGGCUCACAGCGAUUCGACUGGUUUGCAAACAGGGCAGGAGACGGGCCACGCAAUAAUGAGCGCAAGAACAACUUGGAGAGGCUUGUGAUGUGCAUCAUCGUUGUCGUUCUCCUUUCACAGUUGUAA
Messenger RNA from Mycena indigotica, 3033 nucleotides. RefSeq lists its product as uncharacterized. The coding region runs from base 1 to 3033 and encodes 1010 amino acids. The record is from RefSeq and is a predicted model, not a curated record. The transcript has 3 exons. NCBI's taxonomy places the organism in Eukaryota, Fungi, Basidiomycota, Agaricomycetes, Agaricales, Mycenaceae.